UAAACUGUAUAAUGUACAGCUUUCCACAUUCGUAAAUAUAAAAUAAUAAAUAUUCAUCGAAUACAAUUGUAAUAAACACUUGAAAAAUAUGAAUUUACUGUAUGUCUCAAAAAGACAUAAUUAAUGCUAAAAAUAAUCCAGGCACAGGCAUUUCUCCCUAAAUAGAUAUAUUUUUCAAUUCGUCACAUGACCUUGCACUUUCCAAUCAUAAGAAUCGUUCAACGAAUGGUUGCCUAUGUAAUGUAACAUUAUUUUUCGAUUAAUUUGCAGGCCGGUUUCCAAUUCCACAUGGUGCCUGUACAUUUAUGAUUUUUCUAGAGAAAGUCACAAUUUUAUAACAGAAUUGAAUACCGCGUGAAUUAGGGCCACGUGUUAAGUAACAAAGAAAAAGUAAGUCGUCGAGAGACAGCCGUCAGUUUCAAUGUAUUUCGAUCAAGCACGCUAUUAUUGUCAUUUUCAUUUUCAUUUUACGAAUAUUUUAAUAAAUUUUGACAAAUAAUUAUAUAAUAAUCAACGCACGUAAUUGUUUCUUAUUUUCCAAAUUAUAACCUUGGCUUGAUUAGCGAAAUUUUUUACUGAAAACUGAUAAAACAACAAAAAUCUUCAUUAUGUUACUAAACACGUUAUCGUCAUGUUCAUUCUGAAGUAAUCAGAAAAUUAUUUGCAAAGAAUUAUGUUAUUGAAUGUGAAAGGGAAAGUUGCAUCAACGUGACACAGAAUAAAAUUUGAAAAUGAACAAGUUAAGCAGCAUACCACCAAACUUGGAUCUGGAUGAUCCAAGGUUUCGAAUCAAGCCAUAUCAACAGAUUAUUGCUUCUUGCACUGGCGCUUUUAUUACAUCAGUUUUUGUUACUCCUUUGGAUGUAGUCAAGAUUAGGCUUCAAGCACAACAGAAAGCGAUGCUUUCCAACAAAUGUUUUCUUUAUUGUAAUGGUUUAAUGGAUCAUUUGUGUCCUUGUUUGAAUGGAAAAGGUCCGGUAUGGGCUAAAGGAAAUGGAAAGUUCAAUGGCACAGUGGAUGCUCUUAUGAAGAUUAGCAAGAAGGAAGGUAUACUUUCACUAUGGAGUGGUUUAAGUCCUACUCUUGUUCUAGCAGUACCUGCAACUAUAGUAUACUUUGUUUCAUAUGAACAAUUAAGAUUAUAUUUUAAAGAUCAAUAUAAUACCUAUAAAAAAGGAAUUACUAUGGAACAGCCAUUCUGGAUUCCUAUGAUAGCUGGGAGUAUAGCACGUAUUUGGGCUGCAACUUUAGUGAGCCCAUUAGAAUUAAUUAGAACAAAAAUGCAAUCUCAAAGAUUAAGUUACGCAGAAAUUCUUCAAGCAUUGAAAACUGUUAUAAAAUACAGUGGGGUCUCUGGCUUAUGGAUGGGUUUAACCAGUACUCUUCUACGUGACGUGCCAUUUAGCGCCAUUUAUUGGUUAAAUUAUGAAACUAUAAAGCAAAAAUUUCAGACACAGCAGACUUUUACUUUUAAUUUUAUAGCAGGCGCUGUAGCAGGAUCUAUAAACCUGGACGUAGUAGCGGAACGUGGACCGUAAUACGAAAAAUUUAUAUGCAAAAUGGAGUGAGAGGAUUAUUUACAGGGUUAAUCCCGCGUAUAAUUAAAGUAGCUCCGGCUUGCGCGAUCAUGAUCGCGACGUUUGAACACGGAAAACGAUUCUUUCAAAUGUACAAUGCUAACCAAAUACUUCAAUACGAAAGCGACCUGCAGCUCUUAAAGCACAAACGGAAAAGCGUAGAAUGACACAUGUAAUAUUCCAUGCGAUGAUAUAUUAAGAAAGAAACGAAUAAAUUUUAUUUAAAACUUCAUUCGAGAUUUUACUCGGAACUGUGAAUAUCGCCGUAUGCCUUAAACAGUGAUAAUCGUUGCGAAAGCGUCAAAUUUUUCAAUUUUGUCCUAAAAAGGAUUUUGUAGAUAGAUCGAAAUUUGAGUCUCAUAAUCGUCUCUAAUGUAAAAUAACCUUUAUGAUUUCUCUUUCAUGGUGGUUAAUCACGGGAAUUUCACAAGAUUCCCUAGAAUUCCCUAGCGAGAAUUCGAAUCAAGCAAGCGUCUUCAUUUCGAAAAAUCGAUCUUCUCGCUUCAACGAGAUUUUUCGGAAAUUCGAACAGGAAAAGCAACGAUAAAAAUUAACGUGAUUUUUAACGUGGAACGUUCGAGGUUUUAAGGUGCCGAAAGGCUUUCGGAAAUACGUAACAGCAAACGCAUUUAUUAGUUACUGCAGACGCAGAAGCGUUCGGCUAAAUUCGGUUGGUCGAUAAUCGUAGUCGGCGAGAUUCGAGGUGUUGAAAGCGGCGAGCAGUGAGUAGGUCAUUGCGCGGAAGUCGAUCCGUUUCGUUCAGUGGAGAUAGAUUGUCCGUUCGUUCAGCGAUUCAUUCACUAGUCACUCGUCAAUUCAACAUUCCAAGGGCCGGAUCUUCUCACCGUCUCUUCGACAUCGUAUUCUGCUGGUCUCCGGAACUAAGAACUACAUACGGCCGUUGAGCAGUACGGUGGUGAACCAUAGUCAGUCUAUACAGCAAAACCAGACUCUAAACCCAGUCAGUGCUUCUCCAUUGGCGCAGUCCUCGAUUAUACGUAGUUUCCAAACAUCCACGAUCAGUCGUGAUAUCGACUCUGCUGCGAAAUUUAUUGGUGCUGGUGCCGCCACCGUCGGAGUCGCUGGAUCAGGUGCUGGAAUUGGUUCAGUGUUUGGUUCUUUAAUUGUUGGUUAUGCCAGGAAUCCCUCUCUUAAACAGCAGUUGUUCUCAUACGCCAUCCUGGGCUUUGCCCUGUCCGAAGCCAUGGGUCUCUUCUGUCUUAUGAUGGCUUUCUUGCUUUUGUUCGCGUUCUAAGUCAUCAAAAUCGCAUAAAAACACAAUUGUACUAGUUUUAGUGCAUCACUACCAAAGCAGCGUCCUUUGAUCUCUGAGAAGGGAACAUUGGUAGCUGCGUUUGGUGCACGGGAUGCCAUGAAAUCAUUAGAGAUGCUCGAUUAUCCGGGGUAUGCGACAAUGAAUUGAGAAGAAAUAGCGGCUGUACACGUAUGUUUGUAUCGGACCGUCCUUAACCCCUUCGGGAUCUUUCGAAUAAAUCUGUAAUCAUUUCAUGGACUACUGUAAUAUCAUGUAGCGUAAAAAAAUCUCACAUUAUUACAAUAACGUAUUUCAGUAUAAUGAAAAACUGCUAAGAACGUUAAGCGAAAAUUGAAGAAUAAAAAAAAGAAAAAAAUA
Heterotrigona itama is the source of this 3210-nucleotide messenger RNA. The record is from the annotation of a GenBank genome assembly. NCBI's taxonomy places the organism in Eukaryota, Metazoa, Arthropoda, Insecta, Hymenoptera, Apidae.